Messenger RNA from Octopus bimaculoides (California two-spot octopus), 869 nucleotides. RefSeq lists its product as uncharacterized. Gene Ontology annotation, cellular component: plasma membrane. Gene Ontology annotation, biological process: G protein-coupled receptor signaling pathway; cell surface receptor signaling pathway. Lineage: Eukaryota; Metazoa; Mollusca; Cephalopoda; Octopoda; Octopodidae. The record is from RefSeq and is a predicted model, not a curated record. Gene Ontology annotation, molecular function: G protein-coupled receptor activity; protein binding.
UACCAUAAUAAAUGCAUACUGAUGAAAAAAUCUAUCGCUUCUGAUAAAGGAAAACAGUGUUUAGACAACCACUAGUAUAUGACUCACUAGCUGCCCAGUUGAAUACACAACUCUCUCAUAAUUGUGUCUAAAAUCCUUAAUGGCUCACUUAUUUCUUUCAGCAUGAUAGUUUUCUUUUAGAUUUUGCAGUUAGAAGGAAAUAUCUCACUAGGUCUGGUGACAAGUAGAAAGCAUUCUGUUUUUUUUUUUUAAGUGGAUGAUAUUAGCAAUUUACAAGGAAUGCUUGUAAAUCUAACCAAUAACACUCAAUAACUAUGCAUCAGGUUCUGGCAAAUCCAAGAUUUUUCAUAGAAAAUUGGUCAAGCUUUGGCAAUAGUAAUCAUGGCUUGGCAAUAGUAAUCAUGGCUUAUAUGAAGAGUAACAAACAACCAACAGAAGAAAAGAUAUUAGACGAACACGGUUAUAUCAGGCUGAGUAAAAAGUAAGCAAUGUUUUGAAACCUGAAAUUCGUCACAAUAUAUUUCAACAAUGCAGAAAUUUUAUUCAUCAAAUUCAGAGAAAAGUAGUGAAGUAUUUACUAUUAACUGCACUGUGCAAAGAGGAAUUACUAAAGAUGAAAUUUGGCACAAACUCUAUGAUAUUCUAAAGACAUCACUGGCAUUACGUGACUUGGGAAUUCAGCAACACAAUAUGAGUUUAACUGAUGAAAUGCUUUGUUAUGAAAACACAACAUUAACUAACAAUGUUACUUUCUAUUGGCCAAUGACAAAAAUAGGAACAAAUGUGACGAUUCCAUGUCAUACAAAUGUAGCAACAAGACACUGGUUUGUUUGUUUUGUUUUAUUUCUUCUUCUCAAACUUUGAAGUUU